AUAUAGAAAAACUUGGAUAUACUUAUCCUGAAUUGGUGAAAUUUAAAGGUCAAGAUCCAAGAGAAUUAAAAGCAUAUCUUCUUAAAAUCUAUAAACCUGACCCUCAUUAUGGACGCAGAUUUUUCACAAAAUUAACUAUAGAUGCGAGUAAAUUAGUUGGACCAUACGUCAUUAGAGUCUUCGUUGACUUGAAAGGUGCAUCUGUCGAGACACCAAUAACUUCGCCUCAUUUUGCUGGCUUAGUUAACAUGUGGCGUAGACCUAACCCUUACCAAAUUAAUGAUACUACUUAUGUCGUGGGAAGUGUUGAUAUUACAGCAGCUAUGGAACGAUUGGGAAUACGAAAGGAAACAAGACGUACCACCGUAUUUUUUGAUGUCAAUCCUACUACUGGCUUGUUAAAUUCAACUGCAAUUUUUGAUGUUAAUAAUGAUAUCAACAUAGUUCCUUGUUAUCUGAACGGAACAGGAGUUAGUCUGAAGGAUGCUGGUGUUAAUAAGGUUGAAGUUUAUUCAUUCGAACACGAUAAAGUGGACCCAGAUUUCUUGGUCGAAGAUAGUGGUCAAUAUUACACUAAGAUAUUUUAA
This is a messenger RNA of Racocetra fulgida, 587 nucleotides long. Lineage: Eukaryota; Fungi; Glomeromycota; Glomeromycetes; Diversisporales; Gigasporaceae. The record is from the annotation of a GenBank genome assembly.